AUGUCUCUUACAGGUACCUGGGCACUUGCCCCAGCAUUCGCAUGCGAAAUAACGAGCGACAUUGCCCUCGGCAAUGUCAUCGCGGAUCCUCACGCACCUGACAGUCCCCUUCAGCGGGUCAAGCCCGAAGACCUGACCGACUUUCCAACCGUCGAGGACGUAGAUGAAGGCUCCUAUCGAAUCGAGUCUGCUGACGGGUCGCCGCUGGCCUUGGGUUUAGGAGCGAGAAUUUUCCAUUCCCUGACGUUCGCAGUGUGGCACCAAAGACCUGCCAGCGACUUCGCGAACCAUAGCGCGGUGGGCGUCCGGACGCGGAAACUCGCUCCCAAUCUUCCCUGGCGUGAACUUCGCCCGUUUCUCGAACGAGAGUCAAGCCUUGCGUACCUAAUCUCUGGCAGGCCGCUUUACGUUGUCUCCGGUAUCAUGAUCGCGACGAAAUUCCGUCGGCACACCGUUAGGGAUCCGCACCGCCGGACGGAUCUUGAGUUCGGAUUUGGCGACCCUUCCUCCUCCAUGCAUCUCACGGGCAGUAUGGGAACCUCUAGCCCCAAGAUCAAGAGCGUCAACGCCGACCUCAGCAAUAUUCUCUUUGCGUAUCGACUGCACAAGGUUACUCUGGGGCCCGGGCCCCAGGAACCGCAGAUCCAAGCGCAAGUGAGCCGUUCGCUGGCAGCUUUUGCGUCUAUCCAUCACGACAGGUCCAACAAUCGUGAGGGGGGGCAGGAAGAGGAGGGAGAGACUGGAAGUGGUGGCGGUGGUGGAGGAGAUGCCAUUUGUUUUGUCGAGAUGACCUGCGAAGACUGGCGCGGCCAUCAUUUCCAGAUCUUGCCAUCUGUGCGGGAGGAGACCGAGACCCAGAUCGAGACUGGCGACUAG
Molecule: messenger RNA, 876 nt
Organism: Aspergillus aculeatus ATCC 16872
Lineage: Eukaryota; Fungi; Ascomycota; Eurotiomycetes; Eurotiales; Aspergillaceae
Exons: 1
Coding region: 1-876 (291 amino acids)
Source: RefSeq, a predicted model, not a curated record